Messenger RNA from Platichthys flesus (European flounder), 7841 nucleotides. Its product is annotated as zinc finger protein PLAGL2-like. The transcript has 2 exons. The record is from RefSeq and is a predicted model, not a curated record. The coding region runs from base 577 to 1869 and encodes 430 amino acids. NCBI's taxonomy places the organism in Eukaryota, Metazoa, Chordata, Actinopteri, Pleuronectiformes, Pleuronectidae.
AUUUUCCCAUAAUGCAUGGCUUCCAGCGCGGCGCCCAGCAGUCCAGGCCCGGACUCUAACAAAUAUCUGUUAAACUUUCUCCAAAAUGUCGAAGGCGAGGCGGAAUGGAGGCUGGAUGAAGACCCGGACCGAGACACAAUCGGUCUGCAGAGAUGUUGAGCGGCCUCUUUGAUUCAGCUGCUGUGAUCUUGGUGUUCAAGGCUGCUGAAUACUAAAACAGACUGGGCCAACACAACAGUUCUACUCAAGAAACAUCAAUCCAGCCAGAGCUUCCAAAGCUCCUCAUCAACGCAGCCCUUUUGGGGUUGCUAUGGCAGCUGCUGUCACAGAAACCAAUUGCGGGACACAGGCUUUCCUCAGCAGGGCAGGACAGACCACUAGUCAUUGGCGCAAAAAAACAAACAGUCAACAAACAGCACUUAGCAUUAACUCUAGCACUCAAAGUUAACAAAGCAACCAAAGGUCUGCAGGCUGAUGGUUAGCUGUGUGGUGAAACCUCAUGAGUCUAGUCUGUGUCUGUUCAGGCUCAUGGCAAGAGUCCCUGUGCAGCAGCAGAGCCAGUACUGUUACUAGACCAUGUUCCACCAGCAGGACAAUCUGAAGAGCCAUCUGCAGGAAAGCCACCCAGCCAGCAGGCAGCUCUUUCACUGCCAGGAGUGUGGGAAGCAGUACAACACUCAGCUGGGUUAUCGACGCCACCUGGUGGCAGCCCACAGUACUGCAACAGGCCUGCCUUGUCCAGAGGGGGCACCGUCCCUCCUCGGGCAACUAGGCGGCCAUACAGAAAGGCCUCCACCCUCAGAGGGUAACAUUAACGCUGCUGUGUCAGUGAGAGAGAGGAAAUACUCGUGUGAGCGAUGUGACCGUCGGUUUUAUACUCGUAAAGAUGUUCGACGUCAUGCUGUGGUACACACUGGGCGCCGUGAUUUCCUCUGCCCACGCUGUGAACAACGCUUUGGCCGCAGAGACCACCUGACCCGCCACUUGAAGAAAAGCCAUGCCCAGGAGUCGGGGUUGAUGCCAUCAUGUACUCCAGGUACUCCUUUGGCUACACCCACUGCUGCCAACCAGUGCCCAUUGAAGGAGCCCAGCCCUGUUACCUCUGAGAUGGGCUCCAUCUCCAAGGAGCCCAUGGAGAUAUUCCCAAGGGACAUGUACAACUCUUAUCCUAUGACCAAUGCUGUCCCCGGGAUGGGCCACCCUCAUGGCCUCAUGCAAGGUUCCUUAUCCUCAAGCAUGGGUGCAGGACGCCACAUUCCCCCCCAGUCUUCACACUCUCACCUCCAUCACUUGCAGCCCCCUGCAGCUCCACAGCAGCAGCCCUACAGCAACAUGGCCAGGUACCAGCAUGGAUCUACCUCAUAUCCUCGUGCCGACGUGGACAGUUUCCUGCUGGACCUUCAGAGUGUCCCUCCACCACACCUGAGUGCAGUUAACCCCUCUACCUCUACUUCUGCCUCACCCCAGAGGGAGGUGCUGGGUGAAGGGGUGGCUUCUGGUGGCGACCCCCACCUACUGUGCCGGAGCCCUGCUGUAUCUUCAGCCGAGUUGUCCUGUACCACCAACAUGGAUCUCGGGCCUCUGCUGGGGUUUUUGCCUUUCAGCCUGCCGCCCUACAGCCCUCACAUGGGGAUGGGAGGGUUAGUGAUGAGCUAUCCACCUGCCACCACAACCACUUCCUCUCCAUCCUCUUCCACUGGGCUGUCCUCACAGGCCCCAGGCCCUUUCUCUUUCUUCCAGCCUCCCCAGGCUCAUGUACCCCAGGGCCCUGGAGCCCACAACCACAGCCAACUACCUCAGGCAUACAGUAGUCCUACUAUGAGCACUUCAAGCUCCCUACCUCACUACUACCAGGCCUUUCAGCAGUAAGCAGCUCUGUCCCCACAAACGUUGCCUUUGUCAUGCUCAUGGAUUUUUCAUGCAAAGGGUAAAACAUGAGAUCAGCAUUUUUAUUGUAAAACACGUGAAACUUUCAUCUGCCAGUGCUUAUGAUGCUAAUCUUUGUAGUUUUUUUUUUUUGUUGAACACAACAAAUCACCUCGUCAGUAUUACCUCAUUAUUUAAAAGGAAGCUUGAACAUUUGAAGAAAUGUGAUGAUCUCACUACAAUCAAAACGGAGAACCUCUCUUGGUCAGAUCUAUUACCAACAGUGGAGCACUUGAAACACUUCUUACAGGUGCUGCACAGUGCUAAAUUGUUCAGUUUUAGAUUAUCAAAAAAAAUAGGUGAUGUUAAGAAAUAUUUUAACCAAUUUAUGUUAAAGAAAAUGUCCUACCUUAUUGAAGCUGAUUUGAGAUUUUCUAAUAUUUUAGAUUGCGGUAUAGAUAGCCUUAGGUGGAGAGACAAAAUUGUCUUGGAAGUUCUCAUUUGAAGUAAACUCCGGAGCACUGUUUGCAUAUGAUUCUAAGAAAUGCAAAGCCAUUUCCCAGCCAAUAAUUACAGCAUUACACCAACCAUCAAAGUGCAUCAGCAGAUUAACCAUUAUUUCAAGUGGCAUAACUAAUAUUUAGGUUAGUAUGAGGCCAUGCAGUCACUAUGUUGGCAGUUAUCCGUAACUGUAAAUCAGUUACUCUUUAUAAAAAAAAAAAUUAACAGAGCGGCUCUUACAGCUGGAAUUUUUUUAUUUGAGCCCUGUGGGGUGUUAUUAGAUGGAGUUAUCUGAGGUGAGGCCUGUUAUAACAAUUUUUGGAUGAUAUAUUGUCUCAGAAAUUAUGGAAAACAUUGAUAAUAUUCUCCUAAUUUGGACUCUUUUAUACCACUGAUAUGUCUUAAUAAUUGCAUAAUAAUACAAUUACACCUUUUUUAAUUAGAAUUAAAGAUAUUAAAAUACCCAUAAUAAAUAAAAUGGAUAAAAGAAAAUAAUUAAAAUGAGCUUUGUUAACAAAAAUUGCUCUUGAAUCAACAUUAAGCACAGGAUAUGUAUUACCAGCUUGGUUAACUGGAUUGGAUGGUUACGAUUUAGAUGAGCUUUUCUAUUGUUUAAGGUUAGUAUUCUAGCAUUUCCUUUUAGAAUUGUGUGCGUUUUUGUCUCCUUGUCUCUGUUUAUCUUCACACACAAACUGAUGGUGACAUUUAUUUAGUUAUUAAUUGAUGGUUUUGGAUCAGGAAUCAGGAUAGUUGCGGCUGUGUGUCGCAGGUCAAAUGAAUGCGCACUAAAUCUUGAGACUAUUUUUGAAAGUGUUUAAAUGCAUGCCUUAUGAAUCAAACAAAUGGACAUUUUAAUUGUACAUUUCCUAAUAACUUUUUGAUUUGUGUUGGUUUUUAUUGUGAGAAAGUCUAAGUGGCCGAGACUAGCGGGGGAGUGGGUUCCAACAACCCAACAGCUCUAAUCCUGAAGCAGUGGUGGUAAUAAUGAACGUAGUGGAAACCCUGUAUUCCCAUUUGUUGCCACUAUUUCUAAACAAACCCAAAAUAUUUUAUCUUGAACUCAUGUCUGGUCUGCUGUACGUGUUUGAUCUGUGUGAGUGGGGGUGGGGCCAGCGCGCGGCAUCCGUGUCUUAGUGACUGUAAACGCUCCCAGACACGAGAGGAGACACUUAUGUAUACAAACACGCAUGUAAAGACAAUGGGAAAUUUAUCAAGGUCUAAAAAAACUAUUGACUACAUGUUAAUAUAUUGUAUUAUACGUCGCUAUGGUAAUUAUCGUGAGGUCACAGCAGCAUAAUAACAAAAACUAAUGUGACAUAGAUACUUUAUCAUUUUUGCUAUAUUAUUUAGCAUCACUAUAUUGAAAUGCACUUACCUUUCAUUUUCAACAGUGCACAUUAUAGGUCAAAGCUGUCACUUAAGACAGAAAGCUGCUGUCUAGAUUUUUUUAAUACCUUUUCAAGUUCUGACUUUUUUAGACAGAGCAUGUGACACGAUGGGUACCAUUCAGGUAGACGUGUUAUGUAGAGUAAAUGCUCCUGAACCCCAUACACUGUAUUAACUGACUUAGAAUAGUGCUGGUUUUGAGACUUUGACAGACUUCAACUGGACACGAGUGGGUGAACCAGUUUGAAAUUCCUGCCAGCUUUGUAAUUGCUGUGGCUUACAUCCUCAUCUAUUUCUUUCCUCCUGUGAUGCCCUCUGCCUCUCUUGUGCCUCUCUGCCCGUGCAGGGCCUCAGAAGCAGUAGCUGUAAUUAUCCUUAAACAUCCGACCGCUGUAAACAUGUUGAGUUAUUGGCACAGUGCCAACUAUGUCACUGGUCUCGGGGUUGCUUCCUUUCCCUUUUUAAUAGAUAAAUCUCACACAUCCAACACUCAGGUGCUCAUUCAAUGUUAUACGUUAAAAUUACUAUCGCUCUUGGCAGUAGGAAUUAGUAGAAACUUUUAAGGGUGAGAUAAAUGUAUGUCAUACUAGCUUAAAGUAGCAAAAUAAUUGUUUUGAUUACCUUAGUGACUGAGUAUCCAUGUUCACGACCUGAGACACUAAGACGAUACAUGUAAACAUCUCUACACUUUUCUGCAGUGAAAAGGUCUAACCAUUGGUUGCAGAGCAGCUUAUGUGCAAAGUCAUACAACUCAGCAACACAUGCAGAUGUGUCUGGUUGGUUGAUUGUCUUCCUGUCAGGAAACAGGCUAGAAGCAGAAUAAAGCAAAUGGAGAUCGAAAUGUACUAGAGACAAAUAUUAAAGGAACACACAAGUAUUUGCAAUGCAUGUUUUAUCACAUGCAACCUGGGAAUAUGUAAUUACGGUUUCAGUACGAUCAUCUCUUGAGCUUAAGUAGAGAGAUAUUUGAGUCUUUACAGUAGAUUGAAUUUAUGACAGAAAAUCACAUGUGUAUCGAAGAACCCACAGCUGUGAGCCUGCUGGAUCUCUUGACCCAUGUGUAACUGGGUUUUGGUACCCCUUGUGUAUGGCUGUGCACUUCCGUUGUUGGGCUUUGCUAGGACCAAUGAGUUACUUUUGGAGUAAGAACAUUUUGUGUGGUCCCCACAACUUGAAGUGGCUGUUUGAUGGUUAUGAGUUGGUUAAAUGUUUUGGUUAUUAUCAGUUUUAGGUUAGGUUAAAGGGAUAGUUCACCCAGUAAUGAAAAUUCACUUAUUAUCUACUCAGCCCUAUGCCUAUUGGGGGAGGUUGAAGUGUUUGAGUCAACAAAACACUUUUGGAGUUUCAGGGGUAAGCAGUGUAGCUGAUAAGUCUCCUAUCUUCAGACGUGAUAAAAGACUGAAAAACCAUAACAUACCUCCAUACUGCUCGUGUGGUGACAUUCAAGUGUCUGCAAGCCCCGACUUUCAUAUUCGACCUCGAAAUGAGGUCAUUAACAUCCUGUUUUAAGCCUUAAAGUCCACAGGAAGUGUAAUGGUUUUUAUUUUUUAUUACAUCUGAAGGACUCACUAUUGACUUCACUUGUAUUGGAUUCUGCUCUAAAAAGUUUACCCCUGAGACUCAAGAAGUGUUUUGUGGAAUCAAACGAUUCACCCACCCCUCCAUCACCAUAGUGGUGAGUGGAUAAUGAGUGAAUUUUCAUUUUUAGAUGAAAUAUCCCUUUAAGGGGUGAGGGCAUUUAUAAUGUCAAAGCUUUCCUCACAAAGAUAUAUAUACAUAAGUGUGAGUGUUUGUGUCUGCAACUGUUUGACAUGCUUUUACCAGUUCCUAUUGCACACAAUAUAGAUACAAAAGAAAUUUCAGUCCUGUGUCAUUGUAAGGAAGGCAAAUGCACUUUGUGAUAUAUGUAUCAGUAUUUGUGUCUGAGGCAGAGAUCAUCCCUGUCCCACAUUUCCACAUUUUCAUAGUGGAAGAAGGCAACCCUAGUGACAGUACAUAAGCAGGGGUCAUUGGAAGGUCAUCGUGUCAAUGUUUUGUUCUUUUCAAAGUGUACCACAUAAUCGAAGCAGGUUGUAAUUUUGCUCAGAUUUAGCAUGGUUUGAAUCUCUGACUUUACUAUAGAAAGCUGCAUAUAUUCUACAAAGGUCUUCCAGAGCACUUGUUUUCUUACCUUUUCUGAUGUCACCCAUUAUUCCAAGGUUGGGUUGUUGGAUCGAAGAGCUUCUGAUGUUCUGAGAGAGAAAGGUAACUCUUCCUGGUCUUAUCUGUGUAGAGGAUCAAGAUCCAGAGAAGCAUCAGUUAGGGAGCAGCUGGUCUGUUGAGAAUCAGGUCUCCUUUUAACAGUCGCACUGUAGCAUGGCAAGAAUAUUGUAACCAGCAACCUUCCAAAUGGAUCCUACACUCAUGAAAAUUAUUAUGUAGUGGAGAUGUAGGAGCCCCCCAGCCGGACGUUGCGAGUGAUUGAUGUGAUAUCGGAAAAGAUAUUUAGGGAGAGAAAUGGUCGGAUGAUGCUCUAUUGUCUGCCUUAAUUCCACAAACUGCAUAUUGAAGGACCUCUACAAUUUCAAUUGUAAUAAGCCUCAUUGUUGCACCAAUGUCUUAAAAUGCUACUGUUGUGCCUCUAAAGAGUUUCUAAUCUCUUGACUGGGUUUAAGCACUUAUGACAUUUAAAAAAGAUUAAUUUGAUCUGUACCUCAAACAUGCAGUUUGUUAUUGUAUUUGCUUGUAGUUUGUUUGGCUCUUGUGCCGUUAGAUACAAAUUCUAAAGGUAGAUUUUAUGAAUCUAAACUCUUUUAUCUAGUGGCAGACAUUGACAUUAUAAUUCAGUCGAACUUUCUACCUCUACUUUUUCAUAUAUCUUUCUAUAAAAUCAUUAGAGAUAGUUUUUACCUGUAACAGUUAGGUAGUUAAUACCAGCGGUGAAGGGGGAUAUGUUAAAAAAUCUACUUUGACGGACCGGAUACACAUUUAUAUCUCAGUGUGUUCCACACAUAGUUCUCUGUACUUGCCUUUUAAUGAUAUUUCUACUUAUGUACUACCUCAGAGAAGAGACAGGUGACUGUCCAUCUUAACUGCAGAGAAAAUGAGUGUAAAGUAAUAUUUGUCAGAACAAGCACAUGAACUUGAUAGCUCAAUAGAUCUACUUAGUGUAGCUCACAUCAGAAUGUCUAGUUUAACGAGUGCUACAUUAUGUGUUGCAUCACAUUACAUUUGUUGGGUUAUUAAGCUGUGUCUCUGCCUCUUCUGUCUGGAAUGUUUACUGUGUCAAAGAAUAGGGGCCUCAGUCGAACGGUAUUCCACAGCUUUGGACCUACAGAUACCCACUCAUAGCACUACACCAGAAAGCAGCACCUCUUACCAUUUGUGAUACAUUUCAUCAAGAACAAUGUUGAAAACUGUCUCUUUACUGCUUCUCCAGUGUAAGUGUUUGCUGUAUAAUUGCUUGAAAACCUUUUGGUUUGUCUACUUAUCAAUCAAAAGGGGCAGUUUGAACACAUCAGGAUGGGCUUAGGAAAUGCUUUUGGGACAAUUGUCCUUAUUGUCCAACAAUUUAUAGAAUGAACAGUUAAUGAAGCGCUUGCAAAAACAACCUACACUCUCCCUCUCACUUGCUGGGGGCGUUGGCAGGUAAUCACAAAUGCUAGGUCGUCUGAUUACUAGUGGCAUAGAGACGAUCAGUUUGGAUAGCUCCGCUUUUGUAGUAGACCACACAGGAGAUAUAUAUGACUUGGACCUUGAAUCAUUAAAAUGUUACAUUAUUGGAUUGGUUCAUUUAUCCUGUUGCUGUGUAGCUGAUGACAUGUUUGAAGAUGGGACAGUGUGUUUGUACAGUUACACAAAGUCAAGCAUUCUCGACAAUGUGGAUAGAACAUAGCGCCAGGUUUCAUUUCACUACAUCAUGUUGACUGCUUUUAGGUUGGCUCUGAGAACCACCAGAUUCAGGUUACUUUAAUUUGAACUCUGACAUGUUUUACUAUAGGUGUUUGUUUUAUCACUUUAUAGACUAGAAAACUGUGAAAAUGGAGUUGUCAUUUUUUUUGUAUUAUCUGAAUACAAAGUAAUACAAAAUAAAUAAAUAUUUAGAUUUC